UUUGAUGCUGACAAAAUGUAUGCAUGUAGGCCGAGAUUGACCUCUUGAAAAACCUCCAUCAUGACAAUAUCGUGAAAUACAUUGGCUUUGUCAAGUCUGUUGACUGUCUGAACAUCAUCCUCGAGUCUGUCCUACCCUUGCCCUUUAAAACAAGGCCCGCAGGCAGACGCUGACACGGCAUUCGUUGGGCAGGUUUUGCGAAAAUGGAUCGUUACACUCCAUAUGUAAAGCCUACGGCAAGUUCCCCGAGAACCUGGUCGGCGUGUACAUGACCCAGGUGCUUCAGGGGCUGCAGUACCUGCACGAACAGGGUGUUAUCCACAGGGAUAUCAAGGGCGCCAACAUCUUGACCACCAAGGACGGCACAGUAAAGCUCGCUGAUUUUGGCGUGUCGACAAGCACCCUGGCAGGUCCGGACAAGGAGGCCCAGGUAGUAGGGACGCCGUAUUGGAUGGCCCCCGAGAUCAUCCAGCUUUCUGGCGCCACGUCGUCCUCAGACAUCUGGAGUGUCGGAUGCACCGUAAUAGAGCUGCUCCAGGGAAAACCGCCAUACCACAAUCUCGCGGCCAUGCCCGCCUUGUUUGCCAUUGUCAAUGACGACCACCCACCGCUUCCAGAAGGUGUCUCUCCAGCCGCCCGUGAUUUCCUCAUGCAAUGUUUUCAGAAGGACCCCAACCUUAGAGUUUCGGCAAGAAAGCUGUUGCGGCACCCGUGGAUAACGGGCUGCCGGAGAAGCGAUGCCCCCGUCUCCAAGGCGCCAGCAAACUUUAGCCAAGCCGUCGAGGAGGUCAAGCAGUGGAACAGGGCUCUCAAGUCGUCCGAGAACAACCUCAGAGCUUCCACCGGCUCCGAAAGCAUCGGCCCGCCCGUGCAGGCGCAUUACGGGAGCCGUUUCAACCCUUCGGACGCUCACCGCUCAAACCUUACCACCCCUGCAAAGGGGCCACUUGUUCUGGCAAAGCCAAAGCCCACCGCAGAGGCCUUCCGGUCUCCUGAGCUUGCUGACGACGAUAACUGGGACAAUGAUUUUGCCACUACCAUCUCGCCAAGCGCGCUUAAUCUUCCCCAUAUCAAGGGCCAGGAUAAUUUCGGGGGUCUUCUUUCUGGCGACCGGCUGAAGGCGUUCGCGUCUAUCGACGGCCAGCGAGAGAAUUCGGAAAACUGGGAUGAAAAUUUUGACGGCGAGCUCUUGACUAUCAAGGGGCUGAGGCAUUGGUCUGAGCCUGACCCCCAGGAACAGACCAUCAGGCCUUUGCCCCGGAAGACGGAGAAAAACGCCGAGCCGAAGGCCCAGCAGGGCCACAGGCGACAGCGCAGCAAAGCCUCCGUGCCAGGCGCGCCACAUCCCAAGUCGCCCGUUAAGCCGCAUUUUGCGAACAAAUUCGAGCUUCCCCCGCGUCCUGAUGUUAUUUAUCGCGAGCAGUCCGUCGAGGACUACUCGGACCUGUUCGCCGAUAAUGAUGGCGUGUUCAACAACAGGUUGAACUUGAUCGGCAAGGACGUUCCGCAACUCUUCCACCCCUCCGAUCUCACAAGUUUGCCACGGUCGAUGCAGUCGCCGGCUGCGGGGAGCAUGCGACGGCAGAACCCAUCGCGCCCGUUGGUGCUUCCGGAGCAGCCAGUAAGGAGGACGAGGUCGACCGUCGAGAUCACCAAGUUUGCCGAGAACGAGGGCGACGAGGACUUUUCCGAUAUCUUCGGCACCGGGGACGCUUUUGCCGAAUCGGAGGAAAGCGACCGCGGGUCCGAGGACGGCGGCCAACUCAUGCUGCUUUCCAAGCUGUCCAACAGCUCCUGGCUCGGAGACGAUGAGGAGGAAGACGACCCCUUCGCCAUGAUGGAUCCUGGCUGGGACGAGAUGGACCUCGAGGCGAAUAUUGCCCGUGACCGGCACGCCAGGUUAGCAGAGAAGGUGGAGGAGCUGGUGAGGUCGAUGAAGACGACGGAAGGGGAAGACACAUUAUCCGACCUGGCAGAAGAUCUACUUAACCUCUUGUGGGAGAAUAACGAGGUCAAGGAUCUCAUCAUCAGUGCCCACGGCCUGCUUCCGAUUCUCGAGAUUCUUGAGCCCUGCACGGUGAAGAGCCGCCAGCACAUGAUCCUGCAGCUGCUCAAGAUUGUCAACGCGAUUAUCCUGGAUGAUGUCGAGUUGCAAGAAAACCUCUGCUUCGUCGGCGGAAUCCCCAUCAUUACCAAAUUUGCCGCCCGGCAAUACUCAAACGAAAUCCGUCUAGAAGCGGCCGCAUUUGUGAGGCAAAUGUACCAGACAUCUACGCUGACCCUGCAGAUGUUUGUCAGCGCCGGUGGUCUCAAUGUCCUGGUGGAAUUCCUGGACGAAGACUACGAUAGCUCCCAAAGCCUUGUCUUGAUUGGUGUCAACGGUAUCUGGAACGUCUUUGAACUGCAGGGGCCAACUCCCAAGAACGACUUCUGCAGGAUUUUCUCGCGCAGCAAAAUCCUCGACCCUCUUGCGGCGGUUCUCCACAAGGUCCUGGAUGAAGACGACAAGAACGAGCUCUCCGAACUGGUGGAAGGCCGCAUCGUCAACAUAUUUUACCUAUUCUCACAGGCGGAGAACUAUGUCAAGGAGGUUGUGGCUGACCGCCAGGUUCUUAAAACCGUGCUCAAGGACCUGAGGCGAAUGACAGCGUCUCACCAGAUCACCAUGCUCAAGUUUAUAAAAAACCUAUCUAUGCUCUCGACCACGCUCGAGGCAUUGCAUUCGGCCGACGCAAUCGACUUCUUGAUCGACGUGCUGAGUAGCUCGAUGAAGAAAGGACAGAAUCACUUUCGAGAAAUCGCCAACCAGGUCCUCAACACCAUGUUUAACCUCUGCCGGCUCAGCAAAGAGCGGCAAGAAUACGCGGCCAGCAACGGCAUCAUACCCCUAUUGCUCAAGAUCUUAAAGACGGACAGGCCGCCCAAGGAAUUUGUACUCCCUAUCCUCUGCGACAUGGCGCAUUCGGGCAGCAAGGGGAGGCGUUAUCUCUGGCAGAACAGUGGCCUGGCCUUUUACGUGUCGCUCCUAGCGGACCAGUACUGGCAGGUUACGGCGCUUGAUGCCAUCUUCGUGUGGCUUCAGGAAGAGACGGCCAAGGUGGAGAGCCACCUCUUGGACGGCCAGUUCACGGCAGCCAUUACGUCGUGCUUCAACACGAACAAGGCCAACGCCUUCGACACGAACCUCCUCGAGCCGCUGCUCAAGGUUCUCCGGCUGAGUCCGGCCGUGGCGGCAUCGCUGGCCAAGGCGGAAAUGUAUGCCGGCAUCUCGCAGAAGCUCAACCACAAGAAGGCCAUCGUCCGCCUCAACCUACUACGUCUCGUGCGCAACAUCAUGGACGGCUGCGAGGCUAACAGCUCGUCCAUGGCGUCGGUGCGGGCAUCCAGCACGGGCCGCCAGCUUCGCAUCCUGUUUGACGACAUCCAAACCCUGGCGGAUAAGGACCCGGCGGUGUUGGUACGCAACUUGGCGUCGGAGCUCGUGCGGAGCCACAUCGACACGGACCUGCAGCACGACGCUAUGAUGUCCCUGAGCGCGCUCGGGCUCGGAGGCGGCGGUGGCGGUGGCCCCGGAAGCGGGAGCGGAGGUGUCAUGGGCGGCCCGAACGCAGCCGGGUCCGGCCCGCGCUCGCGCUCCGGCCCCCGGCGCAACACCAGCUAUACGCCACCGGGGCUCGCUCACUCGAGCAUGUCGAUGCCGCCAACGCCCACUCAUGCCCACCCAGGCCACCACCGGCUAGCACACUCGUCGUCGGCAUUCAUCGAAGUCGCGACCACUCCGAAACGGUCGGCUGUCGCACUGGCCCACGAGCGCGACGCGGCGCUCUACCGCCCGCGCAGUCGGGACGGCGGCAUCGGCGUCGCAACCAGCAUCCCCCGCCGGGUCAGCAGCGACGCGGGUUCGUCUUCGUCCCUGGGCAACGCUGCGUUGGCGCCGGCUGCCAAGAGCAGACUGCCACGCACGUCGACGCAGUUCUCGCGGCCAAGUCUUUCUUCUGGGACGUCGGCGCCGCCCGUCUCCAUGUCAAACGUGUCCCGGAGCGACAGCUCCCACAGUAACAAGGAGAACUAUUCCCAGCGCAUGCGCUCAGGCUCGUCGGUCACGGGGUCCGGGUAUACGGGCUCGCCUAGCACGACGGCUGGCGGCGGAGGUGGGCCUGGCGGACCUGCACAGGGAGGAGCAGGAAAUACUGGUGGCGGCGGUGUUGGUGCCGGCCCCCCGCCGAGCUUUAGCAGCAGGGAGACGUCCGUCACGAGUGGCAGCGCCAAGCGCCGCAGCCGAGCGCCCAGCUCGGAUCUCCGGUGGUCUUAGGAGGACAGCCCCGGAUCCAAGUCCAGGUCGGGCAGGGGGCGCAGCGCUGCGGCGGUAGCUCUUGGGAGCCCGGCCGCGACUGGCACUGCCAUUGCCGAUCGUGGGAGUGGAAGCGUAAGCGGAAGCGGAAACGGAAACAGCGGGAGCGGUAAUUGGGGCAGCAGUGGUGACAGCAAUAAGAGGGGUGGGAGUAGACGCCAGAUCAGGAGAGGAAAGUGAAUAGGUAUGGAUGGAGUGGGAAAAAAGAAAUAUUAGGAAUAAGAGCAGAGAACAACACCUCAAAAAGGUGCCGACCGCCCGACUUUUAUUGUCUUAUCAAGGUAGGUACCUUGCAUAUUCUAGACAUGGAUAACAUGGGAUUGAUGGUUAGAC
Lasiosphaeria miniovina is the source of this 4684-nucleotide messenger RNA. RefSeq lists its product as uncharacterized. The transcript has 9 exons. Gene Ontology annotation, biological process: protein phosphorylation. The record is from RefSeq and is a predicted model, not a curated record. Gene Ontology annotation, molecular function: ATP binding; protein serine/threonine kinase activity. NCBI's taxonomy places the organism in Eukaryota, Fungi, Ascomycota, Sordariomycetes, Sordariales, Lasiosphaeriaceae. Bases 269 to 4312 code for a protein of 1347 amino acids. Gene Ontology annotation, cellular component: cytoplasm.